UUCUGAAAAGUCCAACCGGAAGUGUGGAUGUAUAACCGGGACGUAUUGGCGCGGUGUGACGUCAGACUGUUACAGUCCGUGCGGACCUUCUACUGCAGGUUAAAGUGUUAAGAUUCACCUGUCCGCGUGACCCACCGGAGUUUACCAACAACAUGUCACACACCGUCAUCACCACGACAACCACCACAACCCGAACCUACGGAGAGAGCGGACCGAACAUGGGCUACACCCGAACCAUCCCGGGACUGCUGAAGAUCGGACAGAUGGUGAGUCCAGCCCGACACGCCUCAGUUCAUACCGGGAUUCAACCGGGCAAUAACAACGUUAAUACCGAGAUUCAACCGGGAUACAACCUUGUUAUUAACGGACAAAACACUGGAGUUUACACCCGAAACAACACUGUUUAUACCGAACAAAACACCGGAGUUUAUACCUAAAACAACGCCGUUGAUACCGAACAAAACACCGGAGUUAAUACCCAAAACAACACCGUUUAUACCGGGCAAAAACACCGGAGUUAAUACCCAAAACAACACCGUUUAUACCGGACAAAACGCUGGCGUUUACACCUGAAACAACAUCGCUUAUACCGGGAAAAACACCAACGUUCAUCCACAAAACAACACCGUUUAGACUGGGAAAAACACCAGAUUUUAUCCACGAAACAACACCGUUUAGACAGGACAAAACACUCGAGUUUAUCUACGAAACAACACCAUUUAUACCGGGAAAACACACCGGAUUUUACACCCGAAACAACAUUGUUUAUACUGGAAAAAACACAGGAGUUUACACUCGAAACAACAACGUUUAGACCGGGAAAAAAGACUGGAGUUCACACCCGAAACAACACCGUUUAUACCGGACUAAACACCAGAGUUUAUCCACGAAUCAUAACCGUUUAUACCGGACUAAACACCAGAGUUUAUCCACGAAUCAUAACCGUUUAUACCGGACUAAACACCAGAGUUUAUCCCCUAAACAACACCUUUUAUACCGGACAAAACACUGGAGUUUAUCCACAAAACAACACUGUUUAUACCGGACUAAACACCAGUUUGUCUGCAAACCAACACUAUUUAUGCGGGACAAAACACUUGAGUUCAUACCUAAAACAGCACUGUCUAUACAGAAUAAAACACUGGAGUUUAUCCACAAAACAACACUGUUUAUACUAGACAAAACACCUGAGUUUAUACCUGAAACAACACUGUUCACCUUGGACAAAACAGUAGAGUUCAUACCCAAAACAACAUUGUUUAUACAGAAUAAAACAGUGGAGUUUAUCUACAAAACAACACUGUUUAUACUAGACAAAACGCCAGAGUUUAUACCUGAAACAACACUGUUUACCUCGGACAAAACAGUGGAGUUCAUACCCGAAACAACACCAUUUAUACCAGGAAAAACACCUCAAUUUACCCCUAAAACAACACCGUUUAUACCGGGUAGAAACACAGGAGUUGACACCUGAAACAACACCGUUUAUACCGGGAAAACACCAGAGAUUGAAAAAAACGUUCUACCGGACAAAACACUAGAGUUUAUCCACGAAACAACACUGUUUAUACAGGGAAAACACACCAGAGUUUACCCCCGAAACAACACUCUUUAAACCGGACAAAACACUGAAGUUCACACCCGAAACAACUCCGUUUAUACCGGGAAAAAACAGUGGGGUUCACACCCGAAACAACACCGUUUAUACUGGACAAAACACCGGAGUUUAUCCACCAAUCGUAACUGUUUAUACCGGACUAAACACCAGAGUUUAUCCGCGAACCAACACAGUUUAUACUCGACAAAACACUGUAUUUCAUACCCGAAACAACACUGUUUAUACAGAAUAAAACACUGGAGUUUAUCCACAAAACAACACUGUUUAUACUAGACAAAAUGCCAGAGUUUAUACCCGAAACAACACUCUUUAUACCAAGCAAAACAUCUUAGUUUAUCCCAGGCGUACAGGGGAAUACACAGUUUUGCCAAAAAAACAACAAACUUUUUUUUAAAGUUAAUUGAAAGGUUUAGCUCUGGGCCAUAAAUAUAUUUGGUUUAAUUAGAUUCAAUUUAAAUAUUUGCUUAACUUCACUGAUUCUUUAUGGAUUGCUAUUUUUUUUAUAUCUUGGAAUAAUCCGAUAGGAGGUUGAACAAAGGUCACAUGAUUAAUUCUUUGUUUCAGAGAUGAGUUAAUAUUUCCUUACUUUUGUUAGCUGAAUUUAUUUAGAACUGUUAUAAUUUAUAAUAUUAUUUACUUAUUAUUUUAGGGGGUGGUACUUAUAAUUUACGAAACCUUAGAGAUGUAUCAUAAUGAAAAUCUCAUUUUCGAUAGUCAGCAUUCUGCCAUGUUUUGGUCGACUAUACGAAUAGCCACAGAAUAGAGGAGUUGCUCCGGGUCAGGUUCACCCUGAACCAAUCAUGUGCUGAAUUAGAACCAAGUAUCAAACAACUGUGUCGCAGCAGACAGCAGCUACACCCAGCCAUAGCACAUUAACAGGUGAAUCUGACAGCACUGUUGGUGAGAAAAAAAGAAAAUGAGUGCUACCCCCGACAGAAAUGACAAUGAAGGCUCAACAGAUGACGACAUCGUCGACAACGCUGGCAUGAAAACGUUGGUGGUGUGGAGGUAUUUUGUUUUUUUUAAGUUGGACAUGAAGCAGAGUAAUGUGUACUGCAAAUUAUGUCGAGUACAUGUUCUCACAAAGUCGGGGAAUACCUCAAAUCUUUUUACCCACCUGAAGCAGCGCCACGCCACAGAGCAUGUGCAACGCAAAAGGUUACAAACCCAGAGUGGAGCAAGGAGUCCAUGGCGCCUGUGUAGCCGAAACAGACGACCAUUCAGUCAACUGAUAACUGGUUAUUAUUGAUACUCUAUACAGGUGAUUUUAUCUUUUCUAGAGCAGAGGGUGGAGGAGGACUGCAGUUAUUGAUCCAGUGAUCAACAAAGGACUAGUUACAUAACAUUCCAACUUUAAUAAACUAAUCAGUAAAUCAAUAACAGUAUAAUGGUAACUAAUCAGCUGUUGAAUCUGAUCUUAUCAUUUUCAGUCGAACUCAGAAGUUUUUUCAGCUCAGACGUGUUUUAUCUAAGCUGAGACUCAGAGUCUGAGUGUAAAAGACGAAGUUUAUGUUCGAGCAGAAACCGAAGUCUGAGUGUAAACGACGAAGUUUAUGUUCGAGCAGAAACCGAAGUCUGAGGGUCAAACCCUGAAACUUUUUAUUGAACCGACCAAUCAGAGACGGUCAGGUAAGCCUCCACCUGAAAAACAAACUAAGACCUGAGCCAGAACUGCUAAAACCUGACCCCACCCCCUCUCCCCAGCUGGCACUCCUCGUGGCCUUCCUGUGCGUCCGUUGUGCCCGUGGUUGGCCCAGCUGGGCGGCUUUUCAGUACUUUGAGGUGGUGUCUCUGUGGUUCCUGGUGGCCCUCCUCAUCUUCUUCCUCAUGCACCUCUUCAGACUUCAGGCCAGUAUGCCGUGUAUCAACUGGCCCCUGACGGUGAGCCCCCCCCCCCCCCCACACACACACACACACACACACACUGCAGAGCUGAGGGUGUGUGUGUCUGUCGGUGUGUAAGUGACGGAGCUUCAGUUUAUCUGUUAACAAAACAGGAAGUUACACAACGAGUCCUCCAAGGGUUUAGAGAAGUAAGGAAGGAAGUGAGUGAGGGACGAGAAGCUGCAGGUGUCAGAGGAGGAGUGUCAGCGAAAAAUAAACUUUAAUCUGUUGGGGGGUGGGGGCAGACAGAGAGGGAGAGAGAGAGAGAGAGAAGGAGAGGGAGAGAGAGAGAGAGGGUGGGUGGAAAUAAGGUAUCCAUAUAAAUUGAUGAUAACGCACUUACAUACUUAUUUAACCCUUUGUGCUCUGUGAAGAAGUGAAUGUUUUUUUGGCCGUAGUUAGUGAAUAAGACUCUUGCUUUAAUGAAAAUAUAAACAGUUACCGUUAUUGUUGCUGUUAAUAUUGUACUUUAGUAAUAUUGUUACAACAAUCAUGCCAAUAAAGCUUGUUGAAAUGUUGAAAUUGAAAAUAAUCCUCUGAGACUCUAACAAAAGCCUGUCUCAUACAGAGGUUUGGUACCUAAGGGAGUUAAAACAAACCAUGGACUGAGCCUAUAUUAGAGGAUUUACGGUAGUUUAAAUAUAAAGUGUUAUGUUUUGAGGAAGAGCCUGAAUAUAGAGAGUCUUAAUGUUUAGUUAAGAUAAUUUAGAGAUGUAAAAAGUGAAACUUUAUGAUGUUUUAUUUAUUCUCCUGCUCUUCUUUCUGUCUCAGGAGUUUUUCCGUUAUUCCAUCUGUUAAACUGACUUUAUUUUAUAGUUUAUUCACUUUCACCUGGUUUAACCCUUGUGCACUCCUUUAAAUUUACUGACACUUGUUACCCUUGUGGCCAAAAGUGCCCGGUCUAAUAAAAGUGCAGUAAAAACAUUAUACAUUCCUUUUUCUUUUUUUUUUAACUUUAAAGCAUUAUAUCUUGUUAACAACUCCAGACCUAUCCAUAGAUAUAAAGUUUAUUAUAAUUUUUUAAUAUUUUUUUAGGUUUUUAGUGUCUUUUGUCGUGAGAACCCCUGAUUUUUUUAAUAGGAAAAACACAAAAUAUGCAAUAUUUCCAAAAAUGAGUUGCAAAAUGAAAUAUUUUUGAUAAAGAUUUUUGAUCAAGAUAUUUAUUUUAAUGCAUAAUAAUUUUUGGCACAUGAGAGAUUCAAACUUCUCCUUCUCCUCUUUGUUUCCCCUUCUCAAAUUGCAUUAUCCCUGUCCUGAAUCCUCUUGGCUCAUGCACACACAUAGAGCCCUAGGGGUGCUUGAGCCCCUGCCCUUUUUGCCUUGUAUUAAAAGGUGCCCUCUUUUUAAAAAAUUUUUUUAUAGCAUUAAUUAAUUCCUGUUAGGGAUGUAAAAAAAAACAACAAAAAAAAAAACGGUGGUACAAAAACUCCACGGUAUUCUACCUUACCCAUUGUCUUGUAAUACAGGUUUUUGUGUGAGAUGAGCCUGCCACUUCUCUGUCCACUCUGUCACAGAGCCGCCAGAGAGAGAGAGCACGGUGCAUCAAUUCAGCACAGAGCAGAUCAUGUCAGACAGGAAAUCCUGUACAAAAUAGAAAAUAAAACACUAGGUUUAUUUUCAAAACAAAAUGCAUUGUGUUUAUGGAGGAUCACAUUUUCCUCACUACAGGUCUGAAGUACAGGUUCCAGGUUUAGAUACAAAGUUUAUUGUGACUUCGCUACUGUUGUGUGGGCUAACAAAUUAAUAAUAAUAAUAAUAAUAACAAUAAUAAUGAUAAUCUUUUUGUAUGAUAUGGACUUAUUGGGUCUGAAAUAAAGUUUAUAGAUAGAUAGAUAGAUAGAUAGUAAUUUCAGCAUGUAGGUAAUCUGUGUUUGAAAUAUUACCAUGUUGAUCAUGUCAUGUUGACAAUAGUUUGUUGACACAAAAGAAAUGGCAAUUGCAUAUCACUUUCACCUACACAGGACAGUCGUUAGCUUUUUAUUAGUACUUUGUUUUUUAAUUUUACAAUAAUUUCCAUAUAGUAUAACGGACUGGAAAAAAAAUUAAGCCUCUGUCCCUGUAUAAUCAUGUGCACGUCCCUGUCCUGGCUCCAAGGUGAAUCUUGUGUGUGAAUGAGAAGCAUGUAUCUGAGGUGAAUUUUGAGGAUUCAUCUGAGAGUCAGAAGGGCUGAUUAUUCCCAUACAGAUGGACCCUUUAGAUGAAAAUAAAAAAUCCCAGGUCAAAAGGGCUCCGUUGAUGUUUUUUUUUUCCUCAUUCAUAUUCAAACCUCUAUUUUAUAUCAUUGCUAAUAUACCAAGGCCAUUUUAUGGUGUUUAGCUUUGUUAUUUCUAUGCAUUUUGCGAGGUAACAAACCCAGGCCUUCACUGAAAUUUCCCCAAAACUUUAUGUAAUGGCCUCUGGUUGUUAAAGGGGGUCAUUACUCCUAAAACAUAUUUUCCCUAAAUUUUGAAGAUAAAAGCUUAGAUCUAUUAGGUAUAAAUAGAAAAAGCAUUAAAAUAUGUUAGGAUUAUAGCGUAUGACAAAUAUGUGGUUAUAAUGGGAGUCAAUUGGCCACAUUUGGCCACAAGGGUAACAGGUGUCGGUGUAAUGCAAAUCUCCUAUUCUAAACACUUCCAGUACACAGGCUUUUGGAAUUAAGGAAAUAAAAAUGAAAAAAAAUAGUGCCAAAAUUUCAUACAGCUAGCCUUUAAACUGACCGGGUUACUGAGAGAAGAACAAAAAAAACACCCAAAAUGGCCACUUUUGUCCUCAAGAUGCUCCGAGGGUUUUAAAACUAUUCCCCGUUAUUUAUUGACUCUUCUUUCUGUCUCAGGAGUUUUUCCAUUACUCUGUUGGCUCUGUCCUCAUUUUGAUUGCAUCCAUCAUUGGCGCUGUAAAGAGUGGAGGAGUUUCAGCGCUGGUGGUGGCGUCGGUAAGUCAACACACUGACACUGGGUAAUUCCUUGACAGCUGUCCAUAUUUAUAUUUAUUAGCUUAAAUAUGUAACAAUCCAUUUUUAUUGCAAAAUAAAACCAUCAGCAUCAGCAGGAUCAGAUCUUCGGACCCUCCUCUCUGUACACAGAUCGGCUGUAUCAGGUGUCAAUCAUAGAAAACAUGAACCCCCUAAUAACUUUUAAAAAUGGAGCUGUACAGAAAAAAGAGGACUUGAGCACAAACCAGUCUUACAGUAACUACAUGUCAACAUCACAGCCAGGGGGGAAAAACAUUUAUAUUCUGUGUCAUUAAUUUAUAAAAUUCGUCCACAGCUCCAUAAGGAGGCAGAAUUUAUGACCUAUACUGCAGCCUGUCACCAGAGGGUGCUGUUCUCAGAGUGGCAUCACCCAGCGAGGAGGCAGACUGCGUCUAUUCUAGAUACAGUCUGUGGUCCCACAUCACCGAUAAAAUCAGACUCAUCCAAGUCACUCUGACAGUCCCACAUUAAAACAUGAGGGGCCGUCUCUAAAGUUUAAUGUCUCUUUAUUAUUGAGGGGCUGUCUCUAAAGUUUAUAGUUUCUUUAUUAUUAAGGGGCCGUCUCUAAAGUUUAUAGUUUCUUUAUAAUUGAGGGGCUGUCUCUUAAGUUUAUAGUUUAUUUAUUAUUGAGGGGCUGUCUCCAAAGUUAAUAGUUUCUUUAUUAUUAAGGUGCCGUUUCUAAACAUUAUAGUUUCUUUAUUAUUGAGGAACCGUCUCUAAAGUUUUUAGUUUCUUUGUUAUUGAGGGGCCGGUGCCUCAGUUUCCCUGUGGUUCUCAUAAACAGUAUUUAACACUCGGGUUGAUUAUUCCAGUAAAACUAUGAAACACUUUCUGGGUGUAAGUUUAUUUACCUGAGAUCCUCACAGAGUCUUAUCUGUGUGUGUCUGCAGGUGUUUGGGUUCAUCGCAACAUUUCUAAUGGCUGUCAGUUUGUGGUCGACUUACAGUGUUACCUGUGGCGUUCAUCAGACCGGUAUGUCUAAUAAUUUUCAUAUAUUGGUUUGAUUUUCUUUCUCUUUAGCACAAACUUUAUAAUCCUGUAAAAGUCAAAAAAGUCUGUUAACAGUAAAUUUGGGGUUUAAGUUUGAGGAUUCUGUCUCGCGUGUGUCUGAACACGAUCACGCACAAGUUUUGAUUACUCUGCCUGCCUGCGGUGAUAUCAGACCCAGGUCUGAGAGACCAGAUAACGUUUCAGGUCAUGUAAUGAGGGACUGCGCAGAAGAGCUUAAAGACAUCUUCCCUGAGCCGGGCUGUUGUUCCUGCGCGCUUCAAAACCGCCACCAGCAUAACUGUGCUCAGGAAGUCCACAUCCACCUCCGUCAAUGACCACGGCCCCAUCGCAGUCACCCUUAUUAUCAUGAAGUGCUUCAAACAGCAAGUCUCCAAUAAAAUCUUGGACCCAGAGUUUACUGCCAACAAAACACGAAAAAAAAAACGGUCAUGGAGCUCUGAACUGUCCCUGAACGUUCGGCACCACCAUCGAAAAUAUCUGCGUUCUUCAUAAAGACGGUAGGUAGGGAUGCGGACACCGAACAUUCUCUUGUGAAUGCUAGCUUAAGGAUCUCUCCCAGAAAACUGGUUCCUGAUCUUCCCUAUUGAGAGACCUCGAGCAGUAUGGUCGUCAAAAACACCUGGAGUUAGUGUUUGGCGGUAUGAUGGUUUAAACGGUGUGACGGUAUAAAACUGUAGAAAUUUCACUGUUUAUACUGGAAAGAGAGAGAGCAGAUGUCUGCUGCGUUUCUCUGAGUCAGUGUGGAGUUGUCUGUGCUUGCUAACAGGAAAGACGGAUAGUGUCCGUUUGGGUGCGUUUCCGUAUAUUCACAAGCGUGUCGUGCGGAGUUUGUUCACUCUGUUUGAUUGGUCAGGUUUGGGUGCGCUCUCCAUAAUCACCAGCAUGUCCAGCAGACUGCUUGGCAUAGUUUCAAUGAAGAAGAAACAGCUUCACUGGUGGUGGUCAUGGUGGAAGCGGAGAUUAGUAGCGAUACCGAGCAAACAGAAGCAGCCAGACCCACCCAACAUGAGGAAGAGGAGGAGGAACUUGUUCCGAAAAAGAGCGCAAGUCGUGACAUCAGUUGUUCCGACAAUGAUCAAAAAACGAAACUAUGUGAAGAGUGUGGUUUUGUUUGUAUUUGUAUAAAAACUUUGAAAAAAUUAAGUUUGAUGACGGUUCGACUCUCUCGUCUCCGACAACAAUUAGUAGACAAACUACAGGAAGGAGGUCAGCCAUCAGUCCAUGUGGAGCACCAAUAACAAUCUCCGUCGUACCUGGACAAGACGAGGCCACACCCAACUCUGCCCACUGACCAUUAGGACUGGGCGAUCAUAUGAUCGUGAUCGAUGAUCGCGAUAAAUUUCAGUUCGAUCAUGGUGAUCAGCUGUGAGCAUAUUUACUCGGUCAAACAUGGCGGAAACGUGCGUCACAACAGCAAAUCAAAGUCGAGCUUUUCCUGCUCAGUUCUUUAAGUUACCGGAGAAGUAAACAGAAUGACCGAACAUGGAGCUAAACGCGGAGCUGAGGGCAGCAAGAUAGAUAUCAGCCGUGACUUUGAGUCAUCCUCAGAAGAUGUUAUAUUUGAGAAGUUAUUCAACGUCUCUCCAAAGUGACGUCGAGCAAUUAAGCCGAUAAACCGGCAACAUAACAAAUCAGUUCUUCCCGAGUGAUUAUGCUGGAAGCAUGAAAAUGCGAGCGGAAUCUGCACAGCCUGUCACUUCUGACGGCACGAGUAGCAUUAGCAGUUUAGCCAGAACUAGCGGUGCAGCCACAGACCAAAACAGCAAUCAAUCAUAUCCAUACCUGCCAACACUCCCGUUUAUCCCGAGACUCUACCGUAUUUCAGACCUAUCUCCCGCCCACCCCCCGUAUUGUCAUUUCUCCCGGGAAUUUCUCGUAGCAUGGUCCGCAUUCAUUCAUGAAUCAGGUCACUAUAUUUGUCCAAAGUUUCCAGGUUUCCAGACAACCGGAGAUUGUUCUUUGUUUCUGCUGAGCCUCAAAGACACUGGAUUGAUACUUUUACUUCACAGUUUUGGAUGACUCAGGUCGGUUUCAGCUGUAAACUGUAUUUAAGCAGUGUUUGUUGGAAAAUGAACACUUCAAUGAAAGGAAAACAAAUGUGAGAUAUGCGAGAGUGAUGCGUUCAGGGCAGCCCCGGAUAAAAGAGUGCUGUAUUUAAUUCACAGAUGUUCAGAGAGCCUCAUACGGGAGAGCAUGUAAAACAUAUGAGGACUUUAACACUGAUAGUACUGGACUAAAUAAGUUCAGGGCAUAUCGUACCUUUUAUCUUUUUAUGACCAUUUGUUAUUGUUAAAACAAAACCAAAGUGUGCAGCUUCACUUAUACUUAUUUGGAUGAGCAAUUUAAUUACAAAUACUCUCAUAAUUAGCUCAUAUCCACCAUAUGAGGUCACCCCAAAACUGCCCAGCGUGCGCCGCAAAGAACUCCUGGAUUUUAUAACCCAAAUGUUGGCAGGUAUGUGUAUCAUCUACGUUUACAUCACCUAAUGUUUACAUUUUAAAGCAUCUUCAGUAUCCCUUAGGGGGCAAUUUGUUUAUUUUGGGCCUUGCAUACCUGCAAAAACACUCAGGACUGUAAACUAAUUCUCUGUAUUACUUAGUAUUUAUCUACAUUUGUUGUUCUGUUGAGUUAAAAUGUCUUUGAUUUUUGUAAGUGUAUCUUAUUGAAUUUGCUUUGUUUUUUACUUUGUAUGUUAAUAAAAUGUUGAACUAAUCUCUAGUUUUUUUUAGUUUUUGGUACAGAUGCUUUAAAACUAGCAGUUAAAAAAAAAAUCGUGAUAAUAAUCGAGAUCGGACGAUAUGACAAAAUAAAUCGUGAUCAUUUUUUUUGCCAAAUCGCCCAGGCCUACUGACUAUAUAUGGUGCCGCUGUGGACAAAGCGGAACCCCCUCCCCAGACAACCUGUUUAGCCUCCCACCUUCUAGGAGAUGGUCCCAGCGCCGAGGGGUUAAUAAUCGUCAGAGGGCAGAGUCAACAACAGCCCCCCAGAUAAGGAUUUAAACAGACUCAGUGUCUUUUAUUUUGAGUUUAUAAAGUUUUUAAAUGUUUUCACCGAGCGACUCUCACCAGAGGAACCAGAGGAAUGCUAACGGCGCUAACGAGCCGUUUUAGAGGAACGAAAGCAGAAAAUCAGUUGGAAGGAUGGAAGGACGGAUGGAUGGAUGAAUGGGUGGAUGGAUGGAUGGAUGGAUUCGUUUGUUGUUAUUUGUUCAUUGUUGUUAUUUGUUCGUUUUGCUGUAAUUCGUUCGUUGUUGUUAUUCGUCCGUUAUGCCUUUAUUUGUUCGUUAUGUUAUUUGUUCAUUAGUUUUACAUUCAUUUUUGUCUCCUUUUUCCAUCUUUCCUUUCAGCCUUUUUUAAACUUUUUUCUUUCUUUAAACAUCCGUCCAUCCCUCUUUUAAUCCUUUUUUUAUUUUUUCCUCCAGGUGCGGCGGUGUAAAGCUCCUCCCCUCACAACGUACUUAGACGGCUGUGUGGGCAAUUCCCUGGAGUUCUGGUCUAUUUUCUGCCUAGCAACAGCCUGGAUGGUCAAACCUGAUUGGAUUAGAAUUCUUAGAUCAACAGAGGAAAAAAAAACGUGUUCCACGGCAAUGUAAACGUCCUCCCGGUAAAUCCUGAGAGGACUGUAGUUCCAGUGUUACUCAGUUACCCAGAAUUUCUUUGUUCUUUGACAUGUAAAGGUGCUGUGCCACAAUUUAACCAUCAAUGUACCUGAAACCAAGUGACACCAACAUGACUUAAUUUCCCAUCAGUCCCUGCUCUUCCCUCACUUCCUGGUCACUGAUUUAGAGUUAAAAAAAAAAAGACAUUGUGCCAAAGAUUCACGCACACACCUUCAAACGUCACACUAAAACUCCCCGCAGACGUCGGCGUGUUCUGUAUCUGUGAUGCUAAAGUUAGCCUGAAUAGCCUGCUAGCUUAUUUAUAUCAUUCAAGCUUCUGUCUGUUAUUCGUGAAUGUCUCGCUCACGCUCAGUGUGGACGUCUCCAAAUAUCUUUGAAGUUUUGUAAAAUCCUUUUUCUAAAAGCCCUGUUAGCUUGGAGGCUAAUGUUUGUUAGCACACUACGUAACACCGUUAAUAUGAUGUCGACUUUUGAGUGCGCUAAUAAAUUCUGACGAGCUAACGUUUUUUAAGAAACAGACUUGCAUGUUAAUGACUUUGUUAGCAUGCUAAGACAUUUCUCAGGGCUAAUACUGAAGAGUGCUACGAAAACACUAGCGUGCUAAAAGCUAUUAAACAAUUAAACACAAACCAUUAGCGUACGAACAUGCUAUCAAACACAGAAACAAAUCGAGAAAAUGAAAAAUCCCUGAAUUUAUGGGAGAUCAUGGAGGAUGUUUUUCUCUUCAAAUAACGAUUUCACUGAUCAGAGAUUUAAAAGAGCGAAAAACAAAAAUUUUCUGAAUGUCUUUAAAAAAAUCGUCACGUUUUUUUGUCACAGUCUCCGUCGGCUGUUAAAUCAGUUUACAAUCCUCCUCCCAGCCUCCAUGAGUUCUGACUGUUUGCUUCGUUAAUACCGUUUACAACACAACUGUCUGUGGUGCUCCGAAAAUUUUAAAAAAAUUACAUUUUUAUUUCAAUAAAGCACAAGAUGGGAAAAGAGAGAGAUGAGAAAAAGAGAUAAGAUUUAUUCAAAGUUAGAGUCACAGCUGCUCCGAAAAUAAAAACAAACUUUUAUUCAAACAAUCUGAAGCACAGAGAAAAUUAAAUAGAGGAAAGUGUUGAAUUAAAGCAGAAACCCGAUUUUUAUUAUUACAGGUUAAAUUACAAUUAUUAUAAUUAUAUAUUAUUACAGGUUAUUUUUUAUCAGGACUGGACAGGUGUGUGAAAAUCUGUUUACAUUGAAUAAAAUAAAAUCUUAGAAAUGUCAAAAACAGAAAUGAAAUUAUUUAAACACAAAUGAGUUUUUGAAGCUAAAUUUCUUUAAAUGACAUAAAACUUAAAUCAACAUUAAUUCAUUAAAUUUAAACCUUCUGUCUGUUUGUACUCUGCGCUUGCACUAAAACUUUUUUUUAAAGCUAAAAUUUAGCUUAAAUCUGUGCUGAGGAGUUUCAGAGGGAAGUUUACUAACAGUUUUUGUCGAGAUGAUAUGCCGACAUUUAUAAAAAAAAUUUGACUUUCUCUGUCAAACAAACUGAAGCAGUAGAGCUCAUGAAGGACUGAAAGUAAAUAAAAAAUAAGUAAAUAUGAUAAUUUUUGUGAAGUGGACAGUUCAGUAAUCCCUGUAAGAUCGCCAACGUUUAAACCUUUUUGAAUUUUGAACAGAAAUCAGAAACUCAAAUUAAUUGAAGUGACGGAUCAUGAAUUUAACUUAUUUAACUUAAUGAAUGUUUGCCAACGUUAUGUUUAUUUCAAAUAUCAGCUGAUUAUUUCUGUCAUGGUUGUUUUCAGCCAUCUGAAAAAGACAAAAAAAACAUCAAACUGCGAAUUUUAUUGAGGUGAAAAGAACUGAGGGAAACUUCAAUAAGUAGAGUUCAUUCCAGAAGAAAAACUUUAAGAAUAAACUUAAAUUAGUAAAAACAAACUUAAAGAAUAAACUUACAUUCAGUGAAUAAACUUAAAUUAGUAAAAACAAACUUAGAAGAAUAAACUUAAAUUAUUUUAAGUUUAUACAAACUUUCUUAGGUCUCUCUUGUUUUGUACAAACUGAUGUUUUUUGUCAGAUUUUUGCAUCACAGACCGUCGGAUCCCAGGAAACCUGAAGCUCCAGAUUUUAGACUGAAUGUGUUUUUUUAUUUUGAGUGAAAAUGAAGGUUUAAGUGAAAAUGAAGGUUGUUCUGAAAAUAAAGGUUUUAGUGAAACAGUAUUGGAGUUUAAGUUUAUACAGGAAAGGUUUGAAGGAUUCCAAUGUUUGACUCUUUGUGCACCUUUCAACCCCACACAGCGACAUCCUGUUCACCAUAUUUAUCACUAAAUAAAAUCAUAUUUCUGCCAGAGUUAUAAAAAUAACAUUUUAUUUCUUUAUAGCAUAGAGCCGAAGGUCUUCACAAAGUUAAUUUUCAUUAUUUUAUAGAAAUAUGUAAAGCUUAUUACUGCACAGCUGCUUCACUUUCAGGUUUCUUUUUUUAAUGCUUUAAUAGUCCAACAUGUUCACAUAGUUUGUGUUUUUGCUACUUUUUAAUUUUUUUUUUAUGUUUUUAAAUUUGAUUUGCUCUGAACCAGUUUGACUGAUGAAAGUUAAAUUUGUGUUUUUGAUGCACUGAUUAAACUCCUUAACGCUGAGACCAUGAAAAGCUGUGCACAAUUAUUAUUAUUAUUAUUUUUUUCAUUAUUAUUAUUAUUAAUGUUGUUGCUGUUGUUGUUAUUAUUAUUACUAUUAUUACAAUCCAGUUUCAUUUGGCCUUUGUUUUUUUCCUUUUACAAAAUUUAAAAGUGUUGGAGUUUGUUUUUGUUACUGUAUAAUUUUUUGGGCAUACAUAUAUUUAUAUAUAUUUUACUUAAAGCUGUUUUUUUUUGUUUUGUUUUUUAUUUUGUCUGAAUUUUUCUUCAGGUUUGGUGUCGAUGCAGAAAAAAAUCUGUUUUUCUCCUGAAGAGUCAAAAAUACAAAAACUUGAAACAGAGAAUUUCCUCUGAAAACCAAAUCAGUCUGUUUACAUUUUUCUUUAUUUUCUCUCUGUUUAUUUCACUGUUUGUUUUCUGUCUGUUCUGUUUAUGUAGUUUGAGUUUAUUUUUCUGGUUUUAGGAUAUGAGCGAGAGAGAGGUUUUUGUCUGAUUCUCAGUUUCUCAUUUUAACUCAAAAUUAAAAUUAAAUCUGAAUAUUUAAAAUUCUUUAGGUUGUUUCUGGGAAAUCAUGUCCAAGGUCAGGAUGUCUCAGUAAGCUGAAACCAGCAAAAUAGUUUAAAAAUCUCAUUUUGUUUUUUUGUUUGUUUUUUUUAAACAGUUUUUGAGUCGGAUGGUUUGGAGAUUUUCCAUCUAGACUUAGUUUUCAUAUCAAAUUCAGAACAAUAAAAAUCGGAUUUAAACGUUUCUUCUGACAGAAUAAGAACAUAAAACAAAAUCAGAUUUAUUCAGAUUUGACAAACAGACACAAAGUUCAGGCCCAGGUCCUGGUCCAGGUCCAGGAUCAGCUGUAGACCUGCCAACAGGGUCCAAAAGAAACCGAAAGUUACAGAUUCAGAUCGUAUCCAAAGUGCCUUACUGUCGUUUCAGCUCUGAUGGUCCGUUAACCUGCAGUUUGAUGGAUCUGAAGUGUUAAAGUGUCCAAGUGUUAAAUGUGGACGGAGACAGUGAGCAGGUAAAGAAACAAAGUCAAUAAAUGAAGAAAUAAAUAAAUAAAUGAUUCUUUUUUUCUGUGUUCUUAUUAAAAAAGUAUUUCCGCAGUAUUUCCUCACUUCACUUUUGUUAUUUUUCUACUUUUUAAAAAUAUGUUUGUGAUUUCUGCAUGUUGUUAAUUAAAGGCUCAUUUCACCAUUUC
Xyrichtys novacula (pearly razorfish) is the source of this 14874-nucleotide messenger RNA. The record is from the annotation of a GenBank genome assembly. NCBI's taxonomy places the organism in Eukaryota, Metazoa, Chordata, Actinopteri, Labriformes, Labridae.